Messenger RNA from Centruroides sculpturatus (bark scorpion), 2317 nucleotides. RefSeq names its product survival motor neuron protein-like (gene Smn). Bases 1374 to 2192 code for a protein of 272 amino acids. The record is from RefSeq and is a predicted model, not a curated record. Gene Ontology annotation, biological process: mRNA processing. Gene Ontology annotation, cellular component: nucleus; cytoplasm. The transcript has 8 exons. Gene Ontology annotation, molecular function: RNA binding. Lineage: Eukaryota; Metazoa; Arthropoda; Arachnida; Scorpiones; Buthidae.
GCGGGAACGUGGGUCCCUGAUGAGACAUAGAGUGCUAUACCGAGUUUUAAGUGCAUAGGCAUUUGUUGCCUGAAAGGAGAAAAGUUGGUUGUACAUUAGAACCGACUGGCACGGGUUCAUAGCCAGCCAGAUUUCAGGAAGAUAUAACUAUGAGAAGUUAUAUAAGCAGCGAGCGCGACAUGGGCACUAGCCUGCCAAGUAAAAAUGGUGGUUAAAUCCGACGAGUAGUCCCUUAGUUGUGGUUCUGUGGUUGCUGUAGCGGCAGAUGUUGGUUGGUGGGACGAUGGCCAGACAGGUGUUGUAUGUAUAUUUCCCUGCUAAAUUUGAUGUUGUCACUUACCAUCAGUUUUUUCAUUAGAGUAGCAUAUCUUCUGCUGAUGGCAAGUCUACGCAGGGUGGCUUCAUUGGAUGGGUCGUAACCCCCCAAAGCCCCGACCACAAAGGCGUCCAAGAAGGUGUCGUAGCCCUUGGAUUUGAAGAAGUCUGCUAGUGGUUUGUAUUUGUUGAUCUUCUUUUGACGGGCUAGGGUGAAGGCCUCAUCUCCGUUUUCAAAUGGAGUGGCCACGUCUAUGAAAGUUGCUGACUUUGUACGGUCGUUGAUUAUUGCGAAGUCUGGACGCAGGAUUGUUGGAAUUCAGGAAUCCUCUGGUUAAUAUACACCCGGGCGUCUUUCUUGUCGGUGGCGUUUACCAGGCGUUGGAGGAUAUUGUUAUGCCUUUUGGUGAUAUGGGCAAGGUUGCUUGGACAGUGGCAGAUGACAUGCGCCAAUGUCUCGUUGGUGUAGUGGCAGCGUCUACAACGCUUAAUGGGGUAGCCGAAGUGGAUGUGGCCUCGCAGAGGAACCACGCUUAGGCAGGCCCGGUGAACAAAUCGCCAGUCCGCAAAUUGGGUAUACUUACCGUCUCUCAUAAAAUGAUUACUUUCCCAACUGACAGCAGUUACCUUGUAAGCUUUCCCCUGGACCGGUUUUUGGAGAAGGGAGUUGAGGUGUUUGAUUCUCACCAGGUUGUUCAAGGCGCGGGAGCACGUUGUCUUCUUGACGAUGUUCUCAUUGACCGUCAGUAGUGGGCCCUCUUCUCCUGGUAUCCAUUCCAACUGCAUCCAUUUGCGUAGGCGUCGGCAUGCGGCACGCAGUCUCGUCCACAUCGACCUUAUGUCUGCCGCACGGCUGCCGAACUCUUCUUCGAGUGACCCAUUAAGAUAGUUGGCAACGUGAUUCGUUGAAAUAAACAAAUUUUUGUCGAGAGUUUCACAGGUGUGGAAAGUAGGAACUAAACGAACGUAACUUACUAGAAGAAUUUUUUGAAUUACAAAAAAAAAAAAAAACGUUAAAACAUUCGAUUUUUCCUACCGUCAGGAAUUAGGAAUUGAAGAUGUCUUCUCCAAAAUAUUUUGAAAAUGAAAUUAUUUGGAAAAGAGAAGAGAAUGAUGAUCAUAGUGACAUGUGGGAUGAUACUGCGUUAAUUGAAGCGUAUGAUAGAGCUGUCAGCCAUGUCAAAGAACAAAUUGCAAAAAGGAAUAAAGUUGUAUCUGACAGUGAUGGUAAAGCUAGCGUAACAAGUAGUCACAAAAGAAAGAAACGUGGAAGAUCAAAGAAUAAAACAACAUGGAAAGUUGGAGAUUACUGCCAGGCUAUUUAUUCAGAAGAUGGUCUUCCAUAUGAAGCCGUUAUUAAGCACAUAAACAAUGGAAUCUGUACAGUUCAGUUCCUUGGAUAUAAAAAUGAAGAGAAUAUAAAAAUAGAAAAUAUUUGCCAUUCAAAAGGAAAAGAAGCUAGAAUUCAACAAAAUAUAGCAGCACAGAAAUAUAAUGCUAAUUAUGAGCAUUCAGAUGAAAUGAAUUGCAAUUAUUAUGCAGAAGAUACAAGUUCAUCUGUAGGAACAAAUCAUAAACACUCGCAUGGAUACAAGAAUCAAAAUGGAAAAAAACAUUUUUUAACACAUCAGUAUCCAUUUCAUACUUCUGGACAGUCAUCAUAUUCAGGACCUGAUCAAUGUCAUACAAUACCUCCAAUGCCUCCUCCUCCAUUUCCCAUUGAAGAUAGUAUUGUAAAUGAAGAUGAAGCUUUAGCAUCUAUGUUGAUGUCAUGGUAUAUGAGUGGGUAUCAUACAGGCUAUUAUCAGGGACUUCGUCAAUCCCAAAUUAAUCCAUGCUCAUCUAAAUUAAACAAAAACUGUUCUUGUACUCAUUAGCAUCAUUCAUUUCAAUAAUCCUCAACAAAUUUUUCAUUAAAAUAAAAAAAAUUCGAAUUAUUGUGAAAUAUAAAUGUCUUAACAACAUACAGAAUAAGAAAUAAUAAUUAAAAAUUUAUUUUAUC